This is a messenger RNA of Acanthosepion pharaonis, 645 nucleotides long. NCBI's taxonomy places the organism in Eukaryota, Metazoa, Mollusca, Cephalopoda, Sepiida, Sepiidae. The record is from the annotation of a GenBank genome assembly.
AUGAAACGAAGCCACCUCUCUCUCUCUCCCCCUCUCUCUCCCCCUCUCUCUCUCCUCUCUCUCUCCCUCCUUCCCUCUCUAUCUCUAUCUCCCCCUCUCUUCUUUCUCUGUAAAAUCUCCCUUCUCUCUCAUCCUCCUCCCUCUCUCUCUUUCUCUCUAGAUCGUCCACACCUUCUGGGCCACUCCCCCUUUUUCAGCCUCUUCCUUUUUCUAUUUCUCACCUCCUUCUUCUCGUUUUUUUUUUUUUUCAAUUCAUUUCUCCUUUAUUCUCUCACUUUUUCUUAUAUAUUCUUUCUGUUAUUUUCCCUGUUAUCCUCUUGCCUUUUCACUAAAUUUUCUUUAGUUACUCUUCCCCACUUUCUUUUUCUCGUUCCUGGUUUACGUUUUUACCUCUUUUUUCCCUUUUUCUCUUCUUCAUCUUUUCUUCUUCUUCUUUCUCAUACUUCUUCCAUACUUGUUUUUCUGUUUACACUUCUUUAUUUCUUUCUUUCUUUCUUUCUUUCUUUCUUUAUUUUUUACUUUUCUUCAUCUAAUUCCUUAACGCCUAAAUUUUAUUCUUUCAUCCUCCUUUAUUCUUUUUCUUUUUUCUUUCCAAUAUUUUUAGUCAUAUUAUUCUCCUUCUCUUUCUCUCAAGAAAGUCACUGA